AUGAUUGAACCGAUGAGCGUGAUGUGUCAAAUCGAGAAGAUUGACGUGCCGUGGGCGAUGAUCGAACUAAUUUGGAAACAGUACCUCAAGUCGGCCGCUUACCACUCUUACGCGGGCGUUAGCAUUGACAGCGUCAGUCAGAAAAACCGCCAGCGUCUCACGAGCGCGAUUCGUCUCGGGCGCAACGUCUUGGCGAUGCUCUCGCGUAUUUUCGCCCAACGCUUUAUCCGCGAGGAGAUUGACGCCUACCAAAAACUAAUCCUUUUUAACUACGAUCUGAAAAUUUACGAAGGUCCUUACGAAAUUAAAAUUAACGUCAAAGAUAACCGUCAAAUUGGCCAGUUUAGUUUUUGGGACCAAGACACGCCCCUUAAGUUCAGCAUCAUCAAAACUUACCCCGACCUCUCCUACUUAAUCUUGCUCCACGAAGUGCGCAUCCCGGCCUUUAACUACAAACUGAUCGGCGUCAAGUACCACGAAAAACCACGCGCUUUACCGCCGCUCGAAAACUUUGUGCGCAACGAUUACUUGGAAGUCAAAGUCGGCCGACGCGGGUUAACCCUGACUAAGGGCAACAAGACUUGGACCAACUUUUGGCAAAUUUGCGCCUACCCUUCGGCGGGCGACACUUUUACCCAUGCACCGCUCAAAGAAGUUGACCGCGCCUACUUCUUUGACGAAUUUAAAGUUUUAGCGAGCGAUGCCCAUCACCAGUCGCUACGAGUGCUCGCCAGCGGUUUUGUUCCGAGCGGAAUCGAGAACUGGACGGCCGGUAAAGAAGCGCAACGGCAAAACGUGGAAAUUAACAUCGUUUUGAUCGAAGAAAGAGUCUUUUUUCAAGUCAACUUAACUAACGCUUUGCAAGACACACGCCUAGUUGUCUUAGUUGACGCUAACAGCGGGGAAGACCGCUGGUGGCACGACCAAGUUUUUGGACUCGAAGAAAACCAAAUUAAUCCGGCUGGACUUGACACGCUCGAGAAACCCGACUCGUUUGGCUACCGCCGACCUGAAUACCUCGGUAACCAAAGCGUUCACCACCACUUUGUAGCUAACUACCAAAACACCGCCACUAUCUUCACCCAGGGAACGCGCGAGCACGAGUUGCUAGUCUGGGAAGGUAAACACUACUUUGCUUUUACGCUGCUGCGCAGUUUUAGCAAAAUUAGCGCCAAGAAACUGGCGUGA
This is a messenger RNA of Centruroides sculpturatus (bark scorpion), 1188 nucleotides long. Its product is annotated as mannosylglycerate hydrolase-like. Gene Ontology annotation, biological process: mannose metabolic process. The record is from RefSeq and is a predicted model, not a curated record. Bases 1 to 1188 code for a protein of 395 amino acids. The transcript has a single exon. NCBI's taxonomy places the organism in Eukaryota, Metazoa, Arthropoda, Arachnida, Scorpiones, Buthidae. Gene Ontology annotation, molecular function: alpha-mannosidase activity.